GAGCGCCGCGGGCCGGGCUGCUGCCCGAGGGGCUGCGCCGGCAGGUAGAGCCCGGCCCGGGGAAGAACGGGGCGCCGGCGCCUCCGCCCGCGCCCCCUCAGCCGUGCGGACCGCGGCGGGGAGCGCCGGGCGAGCGGUCCAUGGCGCGCUUUCCGCACGGCGGCGGCGGCGCUAUGCUAGCCCGGUGCCUCCGGUGGCUCCGGCACCCCGGCGGGCACCCCAUGCCCGCCUCCGAGGCCGUGCCGCAGCCGUCCCCCAGCAAGAGGCAGAAGGGCUCGGGGCCUGAAGAGGCCUCCGCGCGGCUCCGCUUCUCCAAGCUGUCCGAGAACGCCUUCACCCCCUCCAGGGGCUCCGCGCGGGCUGCAGGCUACGAUCUGUACAGUGCCUAUGACUGUGUGAUACCACCCAUGGAAAAGGCUGUGGUAAAAACAGACAUUCAAAUUGCACUUCCUUCUGGAUGCUAUGGCCGAAUAGCACCACGUUCUGGUUUAGCUGCAAAGUACUUCAUAGAUGUUGGAGCUGGUGUUAUUGAUGAGGAUUACAGGGGAAAUGUUGGUGUGGUCCUGUUCAACUUUGGCAAGGAGACAUUUGAAGUUAAAAAAGGGGAUAGAAUUGCCCAGCUCAUCUGUGAACGUAUUUAUUAUCCUGAGCUAGAAGAAGUUGAGGCUCUGGAUGAUACAGAACGUGGUGAAGGUGGCUUUGGCUCUACUGGGAAGAACUGAAAAUACUUGAAUACACUUUUUUUUUUUUUUUUGCUUUGUUGGUUUUUUGUUGUUUUUUUUUUGGUUGGUUGGUUUGGGGUUUUUUUGUGACUUUUUUGUUUGGUUUGGUUUUUUUGUUAUACUAUUUCUAAUUUUUCAUCUGAAUUAGAAGCAGGAUUUGAGAGGAACUAGGAAAUGUGCAUGACUGGAUUGACUUACUAGUUGAUGUAUUAUUUCUUGCAAGAUGCUUGGUCCUCAGCAAUAAGAACACAUUGCUUAUUUAGCAAUUAUAUUGUAAUAAAUGAAAAAAUUA
Messenger RNA from Hirundo rustica (Barn swallow), 1014 nucleotides. It is a transcript of the gene DUT, whose product is annotated as deoxyuridine triphosphatase. The record is from RefSeq and is a predicted model, not a curated record. Gene Ontology annotation, biological process: dUMP biosynthetic process; dUTP catabolic process. Bases 141 to 722 code for a protein of 193 amino acids. Gene Ontology annotation, molecular function: dUTP diphosphatase activity; magnesium ion binding. The transcript has 7 exons. NCBI's taxonomy places the organism in Eukaryota, Metazoa, Chordata, Aves, Passeriformes, Hirundinidae.